AUUUUGAUAUUUUCCUGGAUGUGAACGUGUAUCUGUCUUUAUGUAUAAAAGAAAAAGAUUUGACGCCGAGCUGCAAGGGAAUUUUAACUUAAGGAGAAGAGAUGAUGCAGAGAGUGACUCCGAUGACGAUUCUGAUGAAACUGACCUUGAGAACAUUAGCGAUGAUGAACCAGAAGCAGAUCCUGUGGAUGUCUUCCAUCAUAUGUACAACACUGUUUUACACCAUGAAUACAAUUGGUCUUACGCAGGAAUAACUCUAUUAGUUUACUGGGUCAGUGGUCAAGAUCCAAAGGUCAUAAAGAGCGUCAACAGACAUUCAGAGCAAACCUUGAUUAAAAGACUCUCCGGGAUGUACAAGAAAGAACUAAUGAGAGUAAGAAUUUACCUCAACAACUCACCGUGUGAAUACUGCGCACACAAGCUGCUUGAUUUCCUAACGAGAAAAAGACAACUGUAGUUGACGAUUUACAUUGCUAGUCUUUAUAGGAUAAAACGCCGCUCGUGCAUAACAAAGGGGGAGCCACAUGUCCACGGAUUGAAAAAGAGGCAAAGCGAUAAAAACAC
This is a messenger RNA of Saccostrea cuccullata (small rock oyster), 564 nucleotides long. RefSeq lists its product as uncharacterized. Gene Ontology annotation, molecular function: zinc ion binding; hydrolase activity, acting on carbon-nitrogen (but not peptide) bonds, in cyclic amidines. The transcript has 4 exons. The record is from RefSeq and is a predicted model, not a curated record. Bases 41 to 457 code for a protein of 138 amino acids. NCBI's taxonomy places the organism in Eukaryota, Metazoa, Mollusca, Bivalvia, Ostreida, Ostreidae.